AUGGAUUCAGAUAUACCCUUUACAUCAUUAGCACCACCUAUGUUCAAUGGUAACAAUUACCAUAUUUGGGCUGCUCGAAUGGAGGCUCAUCUAGAGGUAAAUGAUCUUUGGAAAACUGUUGAAGAGAAGUAUGUAGUGCCAAAAUUACAAGCUAACCCAACACUGGCACAGAUGAAGAAUCACAAGGAGAAGAAGACAGGGAAGUCAAAGGCAAGGGCUACUAUGUUUGCUGUUGUGUCAUCUGAGAUUUUUAUCAGGAUAAUGACCAUAAAGUCAGAAUUUAAGAUGAAGGAUUCAAAGACCAUCAAAGAGUACUCUAACAAAUUACUCACAAUUGUCAACAAGGUAAGAUUGCUUGACACUAAAUUUCCUAAUUCUAGAUUGGUUCAAAAGGUGUUGGUAACUGUUCCUGAAAGGUUUGAGGCUAUCAUUUCCUCAUUAGAGAACACUAAAGACCUAUCAAAAGUCAGUCUUGUAGAAAUCUUGAGUGCCUUUCAGGCACAAGAACAAAGAAGAUUGAUGAUGAAUAAAGAGUUUGUAGAAGGAGCAUUUCCAGCAAAAGUGUAG
Impatiens glandulifera is the source of this 567-nucleotide messenger RNA. RefSeq lists its product as uncharacterized. The record is from RefSeq and is a predicted model, not a curated record. NCBI's taxonomy places the organism in Eukaryota, Viridiplantae, Streptophyta, Magnoliopsida, Ericales, Balsaminaceae. The coding region runs from base 1 to 567 and encodes 188 amino acids. The transcript is spliced from 2 exons.